Trypanosoma rangeli is the source of this 606-nucleotide messenger RNA. Its product is annotated as ubiquitin-conjugating enzyme E2. The transcript has a single exon. NCBI's taxonomy places the organism in Eukaryota, Euglenozoa, Kinetoplastea, Trypanosomatida, Trypanosomatidae. The record is from RefSeq and is a predicted model, not a curated record. Bases 1 to 606 code for a protein of 201 amino acids.
AUGUUGUCGCGCAUCAAGAAACAGCAGGCGGAGGUGCGCGAGGGCGGCAGCCAACUCCGCAGCUCUGCUGGUGGGGGCGUCCCCGCAACGGCGGGUAACGAACCCGUUGCGAUUCUACGCCUCAAGAAGGACCUGGACAACCUUGAUGGCGUCCGAAGCAAGGUGGAAAUUCCCGACCCGCACAACAUGCUGCGGAUGAAGGUGACUGUAAAGCCACCGUACCCGUCCAUUUGGCAGGGCGGCAUCUUUGAGUUUGCGCUGGAGUUUAGGGAGGACUACCCGUACGAGGGGCCGAGGGUCCGGUAUUUGGGCCCCUACCGCAUCUGGCAUCCAAACAUCGAGGGGGACGAAUUUAGCGAGGCCGAAGGCGGAGUGAGACGAGGUGUAAAGAGUGCCUGGGGAGUGUGUCUGAGCUUCCAGACCGGCUGGAAACCAACAAUGAGUUUGCGGGACAUUAUUAUCAUGAUUGAGCUGCUGUUUCAGGAUCCCAACCCCGAUGAUCCUCUCCACGGAACCGCCAAACAGGCGGCACAGAUGAUGAAGGAUAAUCCCGUGCGAUUUAGAGAAAAGGCGCGACGAUGGAUGCAGGGUUUUUACAUUGAGUGA